ACAACACUGCCGCGGCGUACUGGUGUGUAUUCGCGGGCCCGUUUGUGUACGUGCGUAUACGGCACCAGCGUGUAGUCGUCGUUGUACAGAUAAGAACGGUAAACAAUUUUUUGAUCUUCGUUAAACAUUUUUCGUUUUCCAUACUGCAGUCAGCAAUACGCGUUCUUUACGAUCGGUUCGAAUCGCACAACUAUGGUCCGCGACACUUGUUCGCGUUUUUUACUCUUCUGCGCUGUCCUGAUCGUUUUCCCCAGCGAUGCAACUGCUUUAACUAAGCCUGCAAACGAAACGAAUGAACACACGCAUGGAUUCGAAACAACUGAUGCACAUGAACCAGACGAGGGAAAAGAAGAGUUUCCGUUUUCCAAGGAGUACUAUUCGUAUAAAGUUCAAUCGACGGAGUUGGGUAGAAAUGCAUUGUUAAAACCGCCAAUCGUUUACAAGACGCCUGAUGGAUACAGCUUGGUGUUGGAACCAAUCACUAAUUUCUGUAAAGUGAUAGACACAAGUAUUAUCACUAAGUUUACCGUACUCAAUUCAAAUGACGAGGUCUACAUAAGCAUCGAUGAAGAUUUAACGAACAUUUUGACGAGUGACUCGACGAUUGUGUACAAACUUAAGGCGAUAAAUGAUGCUAAUCCUAAUAUAGUUGGAGGCGAGACCACUGUACUCAUCAGAGUGGUUCAAUUUCUUCCCAUUCCGGACACCGUAUUAGAUUUCGAAGAACCUAAUUACUCCAUAAAACUUUCUUUCGGUCGGAAAGGUAAAGUGUUCAAGUUUAAAAUCCAUAAAACUGCACUAAAAGCAAAGGAAAAAGACGAAACCUUGGAAUUCGAAAAACAACCGGAAAGUUAUAAUCACUUCAUAAAAGAAGAAUACUCCUUCAAGGGCAAUUACUCGUUGGAAUACGUACCAGACCACCUUUGGCCAAUGUUGAGAGUAAGUGAGGACGGUGAUUUGGAGAUAAUAGGAGUUAUUGACGAAGGGACGUACAAUUUCGACGUCGUAGCUGCAGAUUUCGGUCCCAAUUCUUCUACCGUUUUAAAAGCUCGAUCCCGCGUAAAUCUGUUUAUCGACAACGUAGCGGUAUGUAAUUCAAAAGUUUCUAGCUUUAUCAAAGCGUACAGUAAACAUUAUAUAACCGAAAGGAUGAAAUUCCAAACCGCUGUUCCGGCCACUGGAUCCAACCGUAAUUGCACCUUCGCUAUAUCACACCAAUAUCCAUUUGGCUCGGAUACGAACUUCUUUGCCGUCAACGCGAAAACGGGCGCCGUAGACGUGAUUAGACCCAUCGAUCGGGAGUCGUACGCGUUCGAAGGCAUGGAAGAACCGUCCGCGUACCUGAAGUUGAAGAUCCACUGCCCGCCGCCAAACGCGGUGCCGGACGUUCAGCCCUUCCAUCUGGCCGACAAGGAUAGCAUCGCUUACGAUCCGACUUCGACGUUGGUGCAGUUGGUCAUCGUCGACAGCAACGACAACAGGCCCGCGUUUUCAGAGAGGCGCAUGACCGUCGGGUAUCCCGUGCAAGACGUGGCCACCACCGUUUUGCCCAGACAUCUAGUACAGGUCAAGGCGAUAGACAAGGACGCGGGAAAACACGGAAAGAUCCAGUACUCGCUGAAAGGAAAUGACGCGAACGACUUCAUAGUAAACCCCGAAACCGGGACGAUUUACUGCAGGACCCUCGUGGAUGACGGCAACGCGGUGAAAACGUUUGACGUGGUGGCCCGAGACAACGAGGGCAAGUCCGAAGGAUACGAAUCCGUGCUGACCGUUACGGUAAAGUUUCUAACGUAUUCGGACAUCGUUCGGGUGGAUGUCAAGUUCAGCACGACCGAGGAUCACGCAACCGUCGAGUCGCAGCUGUCGGAAAUAUCGGGCGUCAGGAUGAUGUCGCUGACCAACGAUAUUGUCAACACGUUCGUGGACGGCCGAUGGCGAAUUCACCGUACGUUGACCGUGUACGGAGUGAACAACACGGACGAUUCGCUGGUGCCGGCAUCGGAACUAGAAAGAAAACUGGCGAACAACGCGAAAAUUUUGGAAACAUCCAGAAUGUACUCUACAAAAUUCGACAACCAAACGGGAACCGUGGUGUCCGUGGUAUACGCUGCGAUGUUCUGUCUGAUGCUAUCCAUCAUCGCACUGGGUCUGCUCUACUUCGGGUACGUCAAGAACGGUCGUUAUUUAUCGUGCAUUCCAAGUACUUCGAACACGCCACUGAAAGACGAUAUGGAAAACAUGAGUCAGAGUAACUGGAUUACGACUUUCAACAGGUCAAACCUAUCGUUCAAUAGAGUGCGACUACCAGGAAAAAUCACCUCGCCCGUGUCCAGAUCAUCGAAGAUCAUUGACGAUGGCUGCAACGUGACUGUGAUGGAGCACAGCGUUUACAAAGCGAUACCGUCAAAAGGAAAAGUCUCUGCGGACAACCCCUUGAUAGUAGAACUCGAAUAAUACAAAUAUUCCCCUGCCGGAUGUAUAUACAGAACAUAAAACGCGUGGCUCAUGGAUAUCGUUUUUCUUUAGUUCUAAGUUCUCCCAUUCGAAAUUACCCCUGUUGCUAUGUACAAUACAACAUCGGAAAAAGAAUCGAUUCGGUGUGCAUCGAUGUAACAAUGUAAUAAUAUCGUAUUGUAUUUCGGUCCAUCGUAUAUAUUAUAAUAAUAAUAAUAUUAAAUUUCUGUUUCGUCGGGACAACGUGCACAUGGUUUUCAAGGGGCCCGUCAAACGCUAACUGUCACUGCUAACGCUAAUAAUAUUUUUUAAAAAAAUAUAAAUACCCGAAACAUGUUUGCGACCCUUUAAAACGCACGGUUCGUGAUUAUUUUGUUUGCACACAUUUUUAGUCGUUCUGUAGCUAUUUCUAUACGGUUGCCUUGGAAGUCGCGAUAAUACCUUGCCUAAUAUUACGUAUAUCUUAAUGUUUACUACUCGGAAGCGGCUGGUGCAUUUUUUUUCAUAAGAUUCGUAUACUAUUAUUUAAAAUAAUGUAUUCGCUCGUGAAUAAUAACUGUAACACUUUUUUUUGUAAAAAAGGCGUGGUAAAUCUUUUCGAUGAUAUUAGUGCAUAAGUAUAUAAUACAUAUUAUAUAUUAUACGAACCUGUUAUUAAAUUUAACGAUUCGCCAAUUUCAAAAGCGCUUACCGAUCACCUUGUAACACAUAUUUUUGCUACGCCGAUGCGGAAUUUAAUUAAGAUAAUAACUCGCGCCGUAUACAAACACACACACACACUCACAAACAUAUACCAACGCCGUAGUAAAAUAUUUUAUUGUGUAUGUGUGUGCAUGUGCAUAGAAUAAUUUUUAAUUAUGAUUAGUGGUGUUGUUUCGAAAUUUCGAAUCGUCACGAAGAAAAAAUCUGCUGCUCGUGGCUCGUUUUAGGGUCAAAACGUGCUCAGCUAUUUGCAUUGUUACUAAAAAUAUUAAUCUAUAUUAAAACCCUAUUAUCGAACCUGGUAGACGAGAGAACGACAAGCGAGUCAAAACUAUUAAAUUUAUUACUCUACAAUAUUAUUAUAAAUACGUUUAAGGAACGUGCGCGCGUAUCAUUAUUCAACUAUAAAAAAUCGAUGGCAUAACACUUCGUGUAAUAAAAUGAAACGUUAAAAUAUUAUGUUUUUCUAAUUCAUACAUAAUAUUAUUGUAGGUACCCAUACAUCAGUGUAGUCGGUUUCGUGUCCUCAAAAUUAAAUACAUUCCGUUCGUUGUAUAUUUACAGCUGCUUAUCAUUAAUAAUAUUUUGAAAUAAAGUUUGUUUAAUUUACA
Sipha flava (yellow sugarcane aphid) is the source of this 3770-nucleotide messenger RNA. RefSeq lists its product as uncharacterized. Gene Ontology annotation, cellular component: membrane. Bases 193 to 2457 code for a protein of 754 amino acids. NCBI's taxonomy places the organism in Eukaryota, Metazoa, Arthropoda, Insecta, Hemiptera, Aphididae. Gene Ontology annotation, molecular function: calcium ion binding. Gene Ontology annotation, biological process: homophilic cell-cell adhesion. The record is from RefSeq and is a predicted model, not a curated record. The transcript is spliced from 15 exons.